AAAUAAACAAAACUCCUUUCAGCUACCUAAAGCAUUGUUUGGAUUAAUAAAAUAAUUUCAAUUAUUCCAAAAGGCCAGUGAAAGGUAUUUGGAAAUUUGUUAAUCAAUCUCCCGUGAAUAAUAAAAAAAAAUUCAGUUAACCUUGAGGCAUUGAACUCGAUUGACCUAAAUAUCAAAACCAUAUUUCAUAUUAGGAAUAAAGUGUACAAAAUGCGGAAGGAAAUAAAAUGUAAUAUAUAUAAUGUGCGGAAUCACCUAGCAAUGUAUCUGGAUCACCGCCAUCAAUAAGUCCAAUCACUUCAUCGAUAGUACUGCAAAGAGAGGGUGUAAUAAAUCAACCCCUAAGUACACCUGCAUCACCAUUGUCAUCGCUAUGCUCACCAUUAGCACAAUUAAAUCUAUUGUCAACAGAAGAUUGUACACAAGAUCCUAAUUGGCAAGCAACAAAAUCCACAGUUCGAGAACGAAAUGCUGCCAUGUUCAACAAUCAUCUUAUGGCUGACAUUCAAUUUAUUGUUGGCAAUCCAGGUCAUACGCAAUCAAUUCCCGCUCAUAAAUACGUAUUAGCAACUGGAAGUUCAGUAUUUUAUGCCAUGUUUUAUGGUGGCUUAGCAGAAAAUAAAAGGGAUAUAGAAGUACCAGAUGUAGAACCAGCUGCAUUUUUAGCUCUUCUUAGGUAUAUGUAUUGUGACGAGGUACAAUUAGAGGCGGACACAGUUUUAGCGACAUUAUACGUGGCUAAAAAAUACAUUGUUCCACAUUUAGCGCGAGCGUGCGUGAAUUAUUUAGAAACUAGUUUAACAGCAAAAAAUGCAUGUUUACUACUUAGUCAAUCACGACUAUUUGAAGAACCGGAUUUAAUGCAGAGAUGCUGGGAAGUUAUCGAUGCUCAAGCAGAAAUGGCGCUAAGGUCAGAGGGUUUUGUGGAAAUUGAUAUUCACACACUCGAAUCAGUUUUGUCACGUGAAACAUUAAAUUGCAAAGAAAUACAUUUAUGGAAUGCAGCAUUAAGAUGGGCGGCUGCUGAAUGUUUAAGACAAGAUCUCGAGCCAAUACCAAGUAAUCAAAGGCGUUUAUUAGGCUCUGCCUUAAAUUUAAUUAGACUACCAGCAAUGAGUCUUGAGGAAUAUGCAAAUAAUGCCGCGCAAACGGGAAUUCUCACUCAACAAGAAACAAUUGAUAUUUUUCUUCAUUUUAUCGCGAGCACAAAACCUCCACUUUGUUAUCCAAUAAAACCAAGACAGGGUCUAAAAACUCAGGUGUGCCAUAGAUUUCAAUCGUGUGCGUAUAGAUCAAAUCAAUGGCGCUAUCGAGGAAGAUGCGAUUCAAUUCAAUUUAGUGUUGAUAAACGUAUUUUUGUCGUUGGUUUUGGAUUAUAUGGAAGUUCAUCGGGUGCGGCUGAUUAUAAUGUUCGAAUAGAAUUAAAAAGAUUUGGACGUGUAUUAUCGGAGAAUAAUACAAAAUUCUUUUCUGACGGUUCAAGUAAUACAUUUCAUGUUUAUUUUGAAAAUCCAAUUCAAAUAGAACCAGAAUGUUUCUAUACGGCAAGUGCAAUAUUAGAUGGAGGUGAAUUAAGCUAUUUUGGACAAGAAGGUAUGUCAGAGGCAACAGUUGGCAGUGUGAAUUUUCAAUUUCAAUGCAGUUCAGAAAGUACAAAUGGAACUGGCGUUCAGGGUGGACAAAUUCCCGAAUUAAUAUUUUAUGGACCACCAACGGAAGAUUGACGUAAUUUUUCCAUGGAAAUUAUGGUUUAACUGUUGUUAUAUAUACUUCAUCAAUUAUUAACUUGUUUGUAAAGAAGUGUGCGUUUUUUUUGUUUUGUUAUAUCCCUGGCUUUUAAAGAUUUACGAGUGUAGAGAAUUCCGUUUUUGUUGGAAUGUCAAUGAGAGAGAAAGUAGUGAUAGUUUAAGACUGUUAAUUUCAUCGUGAAAUGGUAAAAGAGUAGAAAAAGAAAACGGUACUUGUAAAUUAGAACGAAAACGCUUGAGUCUUUUUUAAGAAAAAAAAAAAAAAAAAAAUAGAAUACGGCCAACGAAAAGUAUUAUCGACGAUAACGAUUAAGGCUUCUGCAUUUCUGAAUCGCGAAUGAAAUUAAAUACCUUUCAUUUUGGUAUCGAACAAAGAUUUCUUCGCAAAAAAAAUCAUUGCCUUUUUGUCAAGUAACUUAAAAGCAAAAAAAAUAGAUUUAAUCUAGAAGUAUUAGUGCAAUAAAGUGUAUUAUCCCUGUUAUUAAAAUAACAAAAGAAAACCUCGUAAUUAAAAGGACGUUUAGUAAAAAAAAAUGUAUUUAAUUGCAAUAUAAAUUAGUAUCGAGAUGAUUAGAAAAACAAACAUAGGGACUAUUUUUACUGUGCGGGGAAAAGAAAAAAAGAGAAGACAGAACGUCCAAACAGGAAACGAUUUCUGUGCCAAAAAAUUGAAAUAAGCGCAAAAGUCGUAGACCUUCUUUGAAUCUUUCAAUCUAAGGCGAUAUUAAGCGACCUAUUUACAAAACAAACAAAAAAAAUACGAAUAAUAAUUCUAUUUUUCUGCACACAGAUUCAUUACUGACUUAACUGUGUACCUAAAUAAAUUAAAUUAAAGAUAAUUGUCUUUAUUGCUCAGCGAAUUUUUCAUUGUGACUUAAUUUAUGCUUCAUUUUUCAAUCAUCUUUAUCAUUUAAUUAAUUCAUUGUCAUUAAAUGACUCGUUUUGGAAUCUCUGAAUUUUAUUAUUUUAUACACUUAAGUUAUAUAUAUAUAUAUAUAUUAUAUAUAAAAAUAAUAAUUCUAGUUAUUUGAUUAUCAAAAA
Leptopilina boulardi is the source of this 2789-nucleotide messenger RNA. It is a transcript of the gene lute, whose product is annotated as BTB/POZ domain-containing protein 3. Bases 477 to 1724 code for a protein of 415 amino acids. Lineage: Eukaryota; Metazoa; Arthropoda; Insecta; Hymenoptera; Figitidae. Gene Ontology annotation, cellular component: cytosol. Gene Ontology annotation, molecular function: protein binding. The record is from RefSeq and is a predicted model, not a curated record. The transcript is spliced from 7 exons. Gene Ontology annotation, biological process: neurogenesis.